This is a messenger RNA of Diabrotica balteata, 620 nucleotides long. NCBI's taxonomy places the organism in Eukaryota, Metazoa, Arthropoda, Insecta, Coleoptera, Chrysomelidae. The record is from the annotation of a GenBank genome assembly.
UUCCAUUGUUGACGUAAAUAUAUAUAUUUAUGAUAACUAGUGAGAAAAGUAGUAAAAUUGUAGUUUUUUACAGUUUUGGCUUAGAGUCUCUAACAGAAAUAUGAACAGUAUUGUUUUAUUUGCUGUGUGCCUGGUUAUUGUAACCAAUUACACGGUUAACAGCGAAACAGAAGAAGAACUAAGACAAGAAUGGGACCAGGCCAUUAAAAAUUGUAAACUAAGUAAGGAAAUUGUCGAUAAACUGCUUGGGCCAUCCUUGGAUGCUUCUUUUGCCAAAGAGAUUACCUGCAUAUACAAAUCGCUAGAAUUUAUGAAUCCCGAUGGUACAUUUAACAAGGAUAAAUUUCGAGUGCGUUUAAAGAAUAUAUUAAGCGAUGAUGAUAAGAUAGAAAAAGUUAUUAACAUGUGUGUUGUACAGAAAGAUACCGAUGAAGAAAGUGGUCUAUAUUUGUUUAAUUGUAUGGGAAAACUUUUCAAACAAUAACAAAUAUUGACUUCUGCUUUGAUUGUGUAUUCGAUAAACGACAAUUUAUAAUUAAUUAGUAAUGCUUUUAAAUUAUUCUGAUUUUCUUUAUGUUAUAUAUUAUAUACUAUUGUAUACAAUUAAAAUUUUAAAAUAA